This is a messenger RNA of Anas platyrhynchos (mallard), 581 nucleotides long. The record is from RefSeq and is a predicted model, not a curated record. NCBI's taxonomy places the organism in Eukaryota, Metazoa, Chordata, Aves, Anseriformes, Anatidae.
AGACAACAGAGGAGGAGCCAGGCUGAGCGGGCACGCGUUGGCUAUAAGAGGUGCAGCUGAGCGCACCCUAAGGUGCAGGACCCGAAGGCUCACCCCACUCCGGAGCUGCUCGCCGCCAACCAUGAAGCUCUUGGUGCUCCUCGUCUGCCUCGUAGGGCUGGUCCCCGUGGACGUGGAUGGCAGCGCGUUUCAGUUUGGUAAGAUGAUCAAGCUGAAGACGGGCAAGAACCCGCUGGCGUACAAUGGCUACGGCUGCUACUGCGGCUUGGGGGGAGGCAAGCAACCUCUGGAUGCGACAGACUGGUGCUGCCAUGCCCACGACUGCUGCUACAGCAGGUUGAAAUCGUCAACCCCUGGCUGUCAUCCCGUCCUGGUCCAUUACAAAUACUCUAUCGAGAGAGGCCAGAUUGUCUGCGGAGGUGGGUCUACCUGCCAAACAACAGCCUGCGAGUGUGACAAGGCAGCAGCAGAGUGCUUCAAGAGGACCCUUGGGACCUACAACAAAAGCUACAAAAAUUACUUAAACCUUCGGUGCAGGGGCUCACGUCCCAGCUGCUAGAGAAGCCAGCCUUGAAAUCGGA